Molecule: messenger RNA, 1815 nt
Organism: Neolamprologus brichardi
Lineage: Eukaryota; Metazoa; Chordata; Actinopteri; Cichliformes; Cichlidae
Gene: nfe2
Product: nuclear factor, erythroid 2
Biological process (GO): regulation of transcription by RNA polymerase II
Cellular component (GO): nucleus
Molecular function (GO): RNA polymerase II cis-regulatory region sequence-specific DNA binding; DNA-binding transcription factor activity, RNA polymerase II-specific
Source: RefSeq, a predicted model, not a curated record
CUUCUUGUGAUCUGUUAAAAGUGAGUAACACCGCGACAGCAGCACUCAGAACUUUUCUUGCCUGUAAUUCCAGGAUUGUUCUUCACAUCUGAUUUUUUUAAACUCACCACCAGCUGAAGACGCAGAGAAUGUUGCUCAGGUUGAAUUUUUGCAACAAAAGCGUCUCCUGAAUGUGUUCCACAGCCAACUAUGUUCUCCCUCUGAGGAGAACCUGUGAGGUAGCAGCCACUUCAGGCAAGUUGUGUGGGGGAGUGCCCAUGCCAACUAAUUUCCCUGGAGUGAGAUCUCAUGGAGCUCCUCAAGACACAGAGAUGGAUGUGGCUUGGCAGGAGUUGAUGGCCAUCACAGAGCUGCAGGAGUUCGAAGUCCCUACUGAAAACUCCUAUGAGACAACACAGUACCAAACCAUGGAGCCCAUGGCUUCUGUGGGAGAGUAUGGGAUGGCUCAGCCCCACUCGGAGCCCCCUGCUGCUUGUGAGCUGAGAACCGCUGACGCUUACAAUGGAUUUUACUCCGAAGAGGUGCCUACCUGUCACCGUCUAGGCACCUCCACAGAAACAAUGUAUGGAAACUCUGAACUCAAUCAGAGAAUACUCCCCAUCUCCUCUCACCCACAGCAAUCUUUUGUGCCCCUUAGGGAGCAAACAAACAUGUCAGGUGUCAAUCAAGGGCACAGGAGAACCAAUGCGUGUCUCACUCAGGGACUACGUGGGCACAUGCAGUGGACUGUACAUGGACAAAAUGCACACACUCGCUCCGGCGAUGACCUGGAGUCCGACUCUGGUCUGUCACUGGGUUCCAGUCCACCAUUGGCCUCUCCAGAUAAUCCUGUUGGUGGCGCUCCAGGUUACCAAAGCGUAGACAUAGGAAUGGCAUAUAGUGAUGGCGAACCAGACAGCAUGACUGAGCACACGAGAAGAUCCCACCUCCAUUACUCAGCGGAUUAUCAGAAUCAUACUCACUCAUAUUUACACUCAGGUGCACAUCCGUCUUAUUUUUCAGCCCAACCCAUUUUAUCUCAGCCACAGCCGAGUACUCCUCGAUCAAUGAAACUCCAGGGUUCGGCUGCAGCCUUUAGUGACCUAUACAAUGAUUCUGCAAUGUCCAGCAGAGGAAGCUCACACCUUAACAUGUACAUAAAACCCCAAGGAAGCAUCUCUACCCCUCCCCUGAGCAGAGACGAGCGGCGGGCCUUAGCUUUGAAGAUCCCCUUCCCCAUGGAUAAGAUUAUCAAUCUACCUGUCGAUGACUUCAAUGAGCUCCUGACACAGUACACUCUGACAGAUGCUCAACUAGCACUGGUCAGGGACAUUCGACGAAGGGGGAAGAACAAGGUCGCAGCUCAGAACUGCAGGAAGAGGAAGCUCGAAAGCAUAAUUCACCUUGAAAGAGAACUGAAUCAGCUCCAGGCCCAAAGGGAACACCUGGCACAAGAAAGGCUCGAGUUCCAGCGCAGCUUGGCAUUCGUUAAAUGUCGUCUCACAGAUCUUUACACCCAAGUAUUUUCUCAUUUGCGAGAUGAAGAUGGACAACCGUACUCGAUAGAUGAAUAUUCUUUACAGCAGACACCGGAUGGUAAAAUUUAUCUGGUACCUCACACAAUGCAGAAGAGAGAGCCAUGCUGAAGAAUUGGGGAGUUUCCUUACUCUGGAGAACGUUCUACCCGAUUGUACCGGCUUUGACCGAGUCAUACAGGAAGUUGUCAUAAGAAUGAGGUUCAGCUUCACAUAAAUGUAUUAAUGGACACUGUUCAUGUUCUUUUAAUGAAUGAAACCAGAUUUGUUUUUAUACAAACACUUUAUUAAAAAAAGUAAA